Messenger RNA from Aquila chrysaetos chrysaetos, 3508 nucleotides. RefSeq names its product chromosome 24 C1orf116 homolog (gene C24H1orf116). The coding region runs from base 677 to 2158 and encodes 493 amino acids. NCBI's taxonomy places the organism in Eukaryota, Metazoa, Chordata, Aves, Accipitriformes, Accipitridae. The transcript has 4 exons. The record is from RefSeq and is a predicted model, not a curated record.
UCUAGGACUUGACUUCAAGCUGCCGGGCACAAGAGUUUCCAGCGUUAGAGACAGGGAAUGAUCCUGCAGAGGGGCUCAAUGCCUGCAGGGAACGAUGCCAGGAGGGGCGAAGAGGAGCUGCAGCUGGGCAGCACGUGCAGAACAAGCCCCAGAGCUGUGCCCGACCUGGGCACCCUCUCCUCUGGCACGCAAGUAAAGCUUAGGGGUGAAGCUUCCCUUCUAAAAUGGCUUUUUACCCAUCUUUACAAGAAUCUACUUACAGUGUACAGCAGCAGGCAGCAAACUUUUGAUGUCUGGGAAGAUUUGGUGAUAUGCAAGUAUAUACCUGUUCUAGCAACAAUCUGUGUUUUUAGAGCCGAGAAGGAACCGGGUCCUACCCUGAGCUGAGGGACCUCAUGCACAAAACCACCUAAGAGAAUAAACCUGUUGUGGGGUAAUGCCUUCAGCACCACACGGCGCAAACGCCCAGCAAAGGACUUAAUUACCACGUACAAAGGCGCUUUGGUCAGGGCUGUGCGUUCGGCUCCUCCGAAUGUCAGCGAGCAGCUAUGCGGCAGAACAGGAUGUCGGAUUAAGGAGUCUCCAGCGAAACCCGGGCUGAGGACAUCGGAGGACACCAGCCAAGCUGGGAACCGGGAUAUUGCCCCCCGCACCGGACGCCGUGGCAGCCUGUGAUAUGCCUAAGAAGGAGCUGGGGAUGGCUGGCUGCAACUCUGGCAGCUGCGACAGCAUGGUCAGCACAGCCUCCAACCACUCGCAGUGUAGUGAUAACAGUUACGACUACUUAUCUGUGGAAGAGAAAGAGUGUUUGAUGUUCUUAGAAGAAACUAUUGGCUCACUGGAUGCAGAAGCAGACAGUGGGGUCUCUACCGAUGAGACUGACUACAUGGAGCCCUCCAAGUUGCCCAGGACAUGGUCUAAGAGAGACUCCGUUCCCCGAGAUUUGGAGAACGGGGCUCCCCCUCCGAGCGCAGGUCAGCAGCGUGCAGCUGAACAGAAGAGCGCUAAGAGCAUCUCUGCCUUCUCAAGCUCGGCUCCAGCAGCAGUUCCAAGCUCAGGCUAUUACAGUCUUCCAAGGAGCAUCACGGUAGCAAAUGGAGCUUCUGACAGCAAAGUGACUGUCGGCAGAGUGGAGGACCCAGUGCCAGUAGAUAAAUCUUCACAGGACAUGGCCAAGGAGGACAGGCUUGACCAAGCCAACACAAGAAGCCACAUGAAGUCCCUGGGAUCUUUGAUUAUCCAACCUUCAGAUCCCUUCCAGGAUAACCUGGUGAGCCACGAGUGGUCACGUAACAAUCACUCAGAUGCCAAGAGGGAAACAGCCAAGGAGACCAAGACUUGGACUCCAUGGGGCCAGCCAGAGAAAUCCACAUUAGAAGAGGCCCCUCAGGACCCCGAUGCCAAGCGUGGGCCUCCAACUGCCCCCAAACCGCGAAAACUGCCACCAAAUAUUAUCCUGAAAACCAGCAAAAACAGCCCAGUGCCACUCACCACGGAGCCGAGCCAGAAGGUAAAAGCACUGCCUCUGUCCUCAGCUGGCUCUCAGCCCGGCUCUGCCAACGACGCUGCUGCCGAAAAGGUGAAUUCAGGGCACCUCGACCCCAAGGAGAGGGAGAAAGCCCGGCGGGAGGCAUUGGAGAAGCUCGGACUGUCACAGGACAGGAGGGACCCCAGCGCUCAUCUUCAACCUACCAUGCAUUCCCAACCAAGGGAGAUGCCAUUCCCCGUCCCUGGAGAGUCCCAGGCACAAUGUGAGGCAGUGGAGAGGUCGGUGCCGGGUAUCCGGCAGAUGACCUUCAAAUCCAACACCCUGGAGCGCUCCGGCGUGGGGCUGAGCAGCUACAUGGCCAGCACCAAGGAGCAGAGCGUCAAGACCAGCAGCUCCUUGGGCAAGAUGUCCUUCAUCGAGCGUCUCGCCCCGAGCUUCCUCCGGAGCAGCCGCCCCCGGCCGGUGUCCCUCGGGGCAGGGAAGGACUUUGCUGGUCUGAAGGAGCCCGGGCAGGCGGAGCAGGAGAAGAGCAGCAAGCGGCGAUCCCACCCGCUGCAGAGCUUCCCCAGGCCAUCCCGCUCCUGCAUCAGCGUGAAGAUUUCCCCCAAGGGUGCGACGGAUGAGAACCGGCGAGAGGCACUGAAGAAGCUCGGUCUGCUGAAGGAAUAGCUCCGCGGGCAGUGGGGCUGCUGGAAAAGGGGCUUUUCACCCCAGAUCUAGGCCUUCACUGCCUGUCCUUGGGCACCACAACCAUAAGCAUAUUCUGUGAUCUCCUGCCCCAGCAUCUUGGGAGGGGUAUCACGAGAGAUAUUUGGAGCUUUACACCAAAUAAAGUAACACCACGUGUACAUAAUAUUUUGUACAUAGCAAGUGUAUAUGAGCUAUUUAUAUAAAGCAUCACUGAGCAUGUGGAUGGGGCAUAUUCUCCUACAAGGUCUUUAAUGCAUUUGGGGAUUCAUCGAAACAGGGAAGCCAUGGAAUUGGGGGUUUGGCUUAUUUUAAAAGGGGUUGCCCGUGGAUAAAGCCUCUCUGGGAAGAACUGCAGGACUCUACUGCUCCUUUGGGAUUUUAUGGAUUUUUGUUAACUUUAUCAAAGCCUCUGAGGGCUGAGCACUCACCUGCUCCAUACAAGUGCCUCCCAAAAGCCACCACUGCCACAUACAAAACUGUCAGACCGUGCACGAGUGCUCCUCGUACAGCGCCUGCAGGCGAGAGGCUGGAUGGCUGCACAGCCGUCCCACUGCCUCCUCUCACACCCAGCCCUGACAACCUCGACGUAGCACUUAGAAGACGCACGAACAUCCGUGUUCAUCGUGAAGUGACAGUUAAGACGCAACAGACUGCGUGCUGGUGGCAUAACCAGAAGUGCUGCCCAAAAUGAGAUGCAAGUCUGAGACAACGCCAUUUCAUUCCCUUGCAAACUCUCCUCGCAUCUUUCAGACCCAGCUGAUGCUGCCGAUGUUUAUGCUGCGCACCUUUUAUAACAAAGGUGGUUUAUUUCUGUAAUAAACUUGUAUAUGAUCAGAAAAUGACUGUGUAAUACAGAUUUAUGUUGCAAAGUUCUGGUAAAGCUAAAUAAUGCAUUUUAACCUUCAGUAUGUCUUGACUUGAGCAGCAUGGGUGACCCAGACAGCAGCCGGGCAUUGCAAAUGAUGAGGUCUGAACCAAAGACUCGGUUGGGCCUCCUGCAACCCACGACCCACGCGAGAUGGGAUUUUGUGUAAGUGCUUCCAGUACAAUAAGCAGAUGUAAAGUCUGCCAUGGCACUGCCAGACUGGGACAGGUGACAUGGGACCUGCUGCUGCUCCAGCUGAUCCCUUCCAACAUGCAUCAUCUCCUGGGGUUGUGGGGACAUCUCCCACAGCAGCUGUGUUAGUUGAAAAGAUGGACUAACAGCUCAGCUUGAAAGCAUCAUUUUAUUUCCUUCACCAAAAAAAAAAUCUUUCAUGCAAUCCUGGCUUUCAGUGUUGAACAUCUAGAGAGAGUCUCUGCUAAUAAAGCAAGCACCUUUGUUCCUAA